ACCAUGGUUCAAAUUCUCCCCAAGCACAAGUUUUCCAUCCUUGCCCUUUUCCUAUUCUCACUUGUCAUUGAAGGAGGAUCCCACAAGUUCUCAAGAUCCUUGUCUCAAAGAUCAUAUGGAUUCAAGAGAGAGAAGUUGAGCCACCUUCAAUUCUACUUGCAUGACUUAGUUAGUGGCGACCAUCCGACUGCAGUCCGGGUGGCUGAAGCCGCCAUGACCAACACGUCUCGCACCCUAUUUGGAGCCACACACGUAAUAGACGACUCAUUAACAGUGGGUCCUGAACCGACCUCCAAGAUUGUUGGAAGAGCUCAAGGGAUAUAUGCGUUUACUGACUUAAAUGAAUUUGGGUUGUUGAUGGUUUUUAAUUAUGCUUUUGUUGAAGGGAAAUACAAUGGGAGUACUUUGAGUGUAUUGGGGAAGAAUUCGUUCUUGUCAAAAGUGAGAGAGAUGCCGAUCGUGGGUGGGAGCGGGCUUUUUCGAUUUGCGCGUGGUUAUGUACUUGCAACGACUCAUUCUCUAAAUCUUAGCAGCGGUGAUGCAGUUGUUAAGCAUGAUGUGUAUGUGCUUCAUUACUGAUCAACUUGUUGAACAUCAAUGUUGAUUAAACGUUUUGUAAAACUUUAUGAAGUGUUUGUUAAUUUUGUUGUAUUUGAUGAUGAAUAAGAAACAAGAUGUCAAGAAGUUGAAAUUCUUAAAUGGCAAGUUGUGCAUUGAAACUUUGAUGAUUA
Molecule: messenger RNA, 731 nt
Organism: Cynara cardunculus var. scolymus (artichoke)
Lineage: Eukaryota; Viridiplantae; Streptophyta; Magnoliopsida; Asterales; Asteraceae
Product: dirigent protein 21-like
Exons: 1
Coding region: 4-579 (191 amino acids)
Source: RefSeq, a predicted model, not a curated record